AUACCCAUCAUCUGCAAGCCACUAAUCCUAUGAUGGGUUCAUCCUAUUUCUAUUAGCUUAAUCUCUCUCUCUCUCUCUCUCUCUCAAACCAAGGAGAGCUACCUCUACAGUUCAGUUAGUAAAUGCAGGGAGCUGCAGCAGCUGCUGCUGCUUCGCCAAUGCUAAUACCAAGAUGCAUGUGUUAACCCUAUUUUCCAAAGUUCCAAAUUCCCAAAACCCUAAUAAAGGUUUCUUUCAUGGAGAGAUUUGAACAAAGAAGAUAAAUAGGGAAAAAAAAUGCAUUGGUUGGGUGGAUUGGAGUAGAACUGACCUUUUUGUGGAGGAGUGAUAGAGACCUGAGACUUGUCGUACAGUAGCUUGAUGUAGAGAUGAAGCUCUUUAGAGAUGGCAUAGUAUGUCACCUACCUUUAGAAGAAAAGAGAGAGAAAAUGGGGCUAAAGAGAGAGUGAAUGAAGCUAACAGGCUUCAUUUAUCUUAGUCCCCCCUCUAGGUGCCUGAUAUCAGUUUGUGCAUUAUGAGAAAUAUGGAUAAGCAAUAUGAAGUUGCACAGCCAAGCAAAAAAUCCAUCCGAAGUCUCCCUAAUUCUAUUCAAUCACUGGUGGGGUUUAAAAGAAACUUAACUCCAAGUUGGAUCGAAUCGGUCCGACAAAUCAUCAAGGACCUGCGAUCAAGCAACGAAGUUGCCAGUUCAUCAAUAAAGUGCACCCCUCUUGAAAAGAUUCAGCCUUCUGUUAACAAUGAUGGAGGAACCGAUGAUUCAGUUAAAAAGAUUCAAGAUGAGCUUGAUUCCCUUACUUCCAUAUUAAAGCAGUUGACACUACAUAGGAGACAGGCAUUAAAUGACUAUUUAGACUUGAAAGGGAAUAUUCGAGUGUUUUGCCGUAUAAGACCCUCACCAACUGAUGUAAAUUAUGCAUAUUACAAGCCACCCCUGUUCAAUCUAGAUUCAAGCAACGUUUCCCUAAGAGUUGCUGACAACAAGAGUAAGCAAUACAGAUUCGACAAGGUUUUCCACCCACAUUCGACCCAAGAAGAAGUCUUCUCUGAGAUUGAACCAGUGAUUAACUCUGCAUUAGAUGGGUACAAUGUUUGUAUUUUUGCCUACGGCCAGACGGGCACCGGUAAAACCUACACAAUGGAAGGUCAGCCUGACAAUCCGGGUGUUGUGCCACGAGGAAUUAAAGCAUUGUUGGAACGUGCAGCGGAGAGCAACUAUAAAUUUCUGUUCACUUUCAGUAUGCUUGAAAUAUAUAUGGGCAAUCUUCGAGAUCUGCUUGCUCCAAACAGCAGGAAGAGAAGGGUUCAAAAGGCACCAUGUCUCUCAAUCCAAAUGAGUCCAGAGGGAGGCGUUGAAGUUGAAAAUCUAGUUGUGAUCAAGGUUAGUGAUUUUCAGCAGGUGAUACGAUUAUAUGAGCUUGGUAUGCGUUUUAGAUCAACGGCUUCUACCAUGGUGAAUUCCAUGUCAAGCAGAUCCCACUGCUUGAUCCGCAUAUCAUUGACUUGCUUUAACGCACAUGAAAGACGAAGAGAAACAAACAAACUAUGGAUGGUUGACCUAGGUGGAAGUGAACGUCUAUUAAAGACCCAAGCAAGUGGAAGAAGGCUCCAAGAGGGAAAAGCUAUAAAUCUAUCACUCUCAGCACUAGGAGAUGUUAUUGCCGCACUCCAAAGUAAAAAAUCUCAUGUGCCUUACAGGAAUAGCAAGCUAACACAAGUUCUCUGUGAUUCCCUUGGAUCUGAUUCAAAAACAUUGAUGCUUGUCCAUGUCAGCCCCAAUGAAGAAGAUUUGUGUGAGACCAUUUGUUCCUUGGGUUUUGCAACACGGGUGAGAAGCAUUCACCUGGAAAAUGAAGAGUCAGAAGGAGAAAGAGCAAAGAGAGAACUCUCAAUGGCGCAGAUGGAACAGAAGGUGAAACAAUUAGAGAGAGAAUGUGAAGAAGUAAGAAGAAACAUAAAGAAGCUCAAAGACAGACUCAAACAUGUAAGAGGACCUAUGAAUCCGACUAACUCUAGUUUUGAUGAUUCAUAUCAAUCCAUUGAAGAGGUGCAGUAUCCUGAUGGAGCAAUAUCUUUCCAAAGUUCCAGAAACUUCUCAGAAGCUUCAGCUGGCUUGCCUAGAUUUAUGCGACCAACAAUUUGUAGUCAACAUAAAAUAGGCCUAACCCAUUACAAUGCCUUUAAUACAAGGAAGAAACCACCAAUACCAUCAAAGAAGAGGCCUUCCUCUGUUUAUGCUGAAUCCAUUAUCUCCCCUUCAAAGGGUGCUUGCUUCUCUGACUAUAAUUCUGAGUGUAGUAUAUCAGCAGUUAGCUUGAAUUGGAAGGAGAGUGAAGAAAAUGGAACUGAAUCUAGUCAAGCCGGAUCUGAGUACGAGAUUAAACAAGUAAUUUUCCCAGAACAGGAGAAAUCACCAAGAACUACAUUGACUUCUGAUGAUGAUGAAUGUAUAAAAGAGUUAGCAAAAGUUCCGGCUAAGGAUACCAGAGAUAAGAAAAAUUUGGGCAUUGACGAAUUGCUCAAUCUAAAAGUUACAGAGAAGACUAGUACAUAUACUCGUCGAAGUAAAAGAGUUCUAGCUUUUGCAUUUGACAAAGAGAACAAGGGAAGGGAGAUUUGUAAGGCAGAUAUUCAACUUUGCAAUCAGAGUAUAAACUUAGAAGCGCCUAAUGAGAAGAGUGAAAGUAACACCACGGAGAAAGUAAGCUUAUAUGGCACAGUGGAGCAAUUCGGUGAAUCAACGGAAAUUGACCAUCCUUCUAAAAACAUGGUAGUGGGUAAAUUUUACAAUGGAUUUGACGCUUCAUCGAGUGAAUUAACAGAGAUCAAGAACCACCACAAAGAGGAUUAUGGUCAAGCAACCGAAGAGAACGAGUUAAUAAUGGAGUGCCAAAAAGAAUAUGUUGAGGGUACCAAUAAAGUUGAAAUUGGUAGUGAAUCAACUAAAAUACAAGCACAAAGUCCUGCACUUCAGGAAAUGAACAGCUGUAAGGAAGAAACUCUUAACAGUUGCCAAUCAAAAGAAGAUGCUGAAAAAUCUUGCUUACUUUCCGAUCUACCAAAAGUUGAUCAAAGAGAAACCUUUAAUGGUGCAGAAGUAAGUAUUACGAGAUUCCAAGAAGAGGAACAUGACAUAGGAAUAUUUGAGUUUUUCAUGCAGAUUCUUCAGAUAUUAUGGGUGCGUGCUCUUUUCGGACUGGGAUUUCAAAGUCUUGGAUUAAGUGAUGACUUCUUUGACGGCUUAAUGUUUUAAAGUAAGUUGAGUUCCAUUUAACCAGGCGAGCACACAUCCAUGGGCAAUAUACCAUACGUUGCCUUCAUAAGUUGCAAUUUGAGAGAAAUAAGGUUUGUCUCAAGGUACAUCAAUUAUUUAGUGUGUAAAAAUGGUUUUAUUGUAUAAAUUAUAGCAUCCAAUAUAAAUUAUAUAGUCUCCCAGUGCAACAACAUUUUUGCCAAAAGAUUAGUUAUCUUUCGUA
Messenger RNA from Ananas comosus (pineapple), 3473 nucleotides. Its product is annotated as kinesin-like protein KIN-14B. Gene Ontology annotation, molecular function: ATP binding; microtubule binding; microtubule motor activity. NCBI's taxonomy places the organism in Eukaryota, Viridiplantae, Streptophyta, Magnoliopsida, Poales, Bromeliaceae. The record is from RefSeq and is a predicted model, not a curated record. Gene Ontology annotation, biological process: microtubule-based movement. The transcript is spliced from 13 exons. Bases 515 to 3250 code for a protein of 911 amino acids.